UCUGCAAGGAUCCGCCUCUCUAUUCCCCAGAUAAAUUCCUGGUGUCCACCAAAUUCCUCAGCGCUCUCUCACACUCCCCUACGGCCAGGACUCCGGGGGUGGGGAAAGAGAGAGGCAGGCUCCUUCCCGCAGAAGCCCCCCGCGCUCCCUUCCCACAGCUCUGAGAAGGGAAAGGGGCGUGAGGCCCGCAUAGCCAGAUCCCCAAGUCCCAACUACUCCAGACUCGGGGAGAUCCCAGUGGUCUCAGUCAGGGUCUCUCUCUCUCUCUCUCUCUCUCUCACUCUCUCUCUCUCCUCCCUCCCCCAAACAUGUCCACGGGCUCCCUCAGCGAUGUGGAGGACCUUCAAGAGGUGGAGAUGCUGGAAUGCGACGGCCUAAAAAUGGACUCCAACAAGGAGUUUGCGACUUCCAACGAGAGCACGGAGGAGAGCUCCAACUGCGAGAACGCGUCUCCGCCCAAGGGCAGGGGCGGCCUGGGCAAGAGGAGAAAGGCGCCCACCAAGAAGAACCCCCUGGGCGGGGUCAGCCAGGAGGGGAAGCAGGUCCAGCGCAACGCGGCCAACGCGCGCGAGCGGGCCCGGAUGCGGGUGCUCAGCAAGGCCUUCUCCAGGCUCAAGACCACCCUGCCCUGGGUGCCCCCGGACACCAAGCUCUCCAAGCUGGACACGCUCAGGCUGGCGUCCAGCUACAUCGCCCACUUGAGGCAGAUCCUGGCCAACGACAAGUACGAGAACGGUUACAUCCACCCGGUCAACCUGACGUGGCCCUUUAUGGUGGCCGGGAAACCCGAGAGUGACCUGAAAGAAGUGACCGCGAGCCGCUUGUGUGGGACCACGGCGUCCUGACCUUGGAGGUGCGAGCCUGGGAAAGGCGCGCUCCCGGGGGGAGCGGCCCCGGGAAGGCGACCCCUGCCCUCCCUGCUCUCUGUCUCUGCUUCCCCCUCACGGCGCUCCUCCUCUCCCACCCCGCGAGAACACUUUACAGCGACGAGGAGAUUCGUUUCCAAACCAGAGGAGAUCGAUUGUGCUUUAGAAAGAUCCCCAUCUAUUUAACUUUAUUAACUCCUACCGUGAAUGACUCUGCGAGCCUUGCUGGUCCAAGUGCAAUAUGUAAUUAUAAAUAUAUAAAUAGAUAAUAAGAGCCUAUCAACGUGUAUCGUUUGUACAAUAUGUUGUAAAAUGUAGAUCAUAGAAUAGCUGACUUUGACAGUCACAUUUAUAAAGUAAUUCACUUGAAGAUAUAUAUUUUUUUCAAACGAGUUUUGCUACUUCCGAAAAUAAAUCUUUCUUUAUAUUGCUAAAA
Messenger RNA from Choloepus didactylus (southern two-toed sloth), 1302 nucleotides. It is a transcript of the gene TCF21, whose product is annotated as transcription factor 21. Lineage: Eukaryota; Metazoa; Chordata; Mammalia; Pilosa; Megalonychidae. The transcript has 2 exons. Gene Ontology annotation, molecular function: protein dimerization activity; RNA polymerase II transcription regulatory region sequence-specific DNA binding; DNA-binding transcription factor activity, RNA polymerase II-specific. The coding region runs from base 309 to 845 and encodes 178 amino acids. Gene Ontology annotation, biological process: developmental process; regulation of transcription by RNA polymerase II. The record is from RefSeq and is a predicted model, not a curated record.